Molecule: messenger RNA, 939 nt
Organism: Alternaria atra
Lineage: Eukaryota; Fungi; Ascomycota; Dothideomycetes; Pleosporales; Pleosporaceae
Exons: 1
Coding region: 1-939 (312 amino acids)
Cellular component (GO): membrane
Molecular function (GO): signaling receptor activity
Source: RefSeq, a predicted model, not a curated record
AUGGGAACCACAAAGAAAGCAACGUCAAAGGCUGUAGAAACCGGGAAAGAGCUGGAGCAAAAGGUCGAAGAAAAGUUGAUAUUGCUCUGGGACGAACUCUCGCCAUGGCAGCAAGACAACCACUACAUUCAGUCAGGAUACCGCGCUCAAUCCAAUUCCUACAUUAAGUCUUGGAAGAGCCUCGGAUAUCUACAUAACGAGACCGUCAACAUCUACACGCAUUUUAUCGGAGCCCUGAUGGCUGCCGUAUCUUCAAUCGCAUUAUACAACACACUGGCUUCCCGCUAUGAGACGGCUACGCAAGAGGAUGUCUGGGCAUUCGGGUGUUACUUUGUUGGAGCCGUCGCGUGUCUGGGUAUGAGCGGGACGUAUCAUACGAUACAGAAUCACUCGCAUGAAGUCGCUGUAUGGGGCAAUAAGCUUGACUACCUGGGCAUUGUUUUCUUGAUCUGGGGCAGCUUCAUACCGGUUAUCUACUAUGCUUUUGGCAGCGAACCAGAGUUGCGAAGAACUUAUUGGACCAUGAUCACGACGCUGGCAGCUGGCACAUCUGUCGUAGCGACACACCCCAAGUUCCGCACUCCUGCAUUGAGGCCCUUUCGAGCGCUCAUGUUCGUACUCAUGGGUCUUUCCGCCGUAUUUCCUGUGCUUCAUGGCGUUCGGUUGUAUGGUGUUGAACAUUUGCGGAAAAGCAUUGGGCUGUACUGGGUUCUUUUGCAGGGCGCGCUGUAUAUUGCUGGUGCUGCUAUCUACGCUGCAAGGAUACCUGAGAAGUGGAACCCCGGAAAGUACGACAUUUGGGGCUCGAGCCAUCAGAUAUUUCACGUACUUGUUGUUCUUGCAGCAGCGAGUCAUCUUGUAGCUUUGGUUACGGCAUUUGAUUACGAACAUAGCCACAGGUGGGGCAGUGUGCAGGAAGGGAUAGGAGGCAAGAGUUAG